Messenger RNA from Balaenoptera musculus (blue whale), 498 nucleotides. RefSeq names its product melan-A (gene MLANA). The record is from RefSeq and is a predicted model, not a curated record. Bases 101 to 457 code for a protein of 118 amino acids. The transcript is spliced from 5 exons. NCBI's taxonomy places the organism in Eukaryota, Metazoa, Chordata, Mammalia, Artiodactyla, Balaenopteridae. Gene Ontology annotation, cellular component: melanosome; trans-Golgi network; endoplasmic reticulum membrane.
AAAAGAUUAAGAGCCAGAGAAGCAAUCUUCACACAUAGGGCCAGCCAGCAGACGGAGUGGAUCCCAUCCUGGCAGGUGACCCGAGGCCUGACCCCACAAGAUGCCAAGAGAAGAGGCUCACUACAUCUAUGGUUCCCGCAAGAAGGGGCACGGCCACUCCUACGUCACAGCUGAAGAGGCUGCAGGGAUUGGCAUCCUGAUAGUGAUCCUGGGAAUUUUACUGCUCAUCAGCUGCUGGUACUGUAGAAGACGAAGUGGAUACAGAAGCUUGAAGGACAAAAGCAUUCAUGCUGGUACUCAAAGUACCUUAACAGGAAGAUGUUCACGUGAGGGGCUUGGUCACCAGGACACCAAACUGCCUUUUCAAGAGAACAAUUGUGAACCUGUGGUUCCCAACGCUCCACCUGCCUAUGAGAAACUCUCCAUGGAACAGUCACCACCACCUUACUCUCCGUGAGAGCUAGCGAGGCCCCUGAGAGAUGCUGAAAUGAUUUCCCU